ACCUAUAAAUAAUUAGGUAAACAUUAUAUAGGUAAACUGUAAAUCGUACAAAAAUAUCCUGUAUAAAACAAAAAUCUCAGUUUAAUCCGUUUAAUCAUUAGUCCUUGUUAGGUUUAGUAUUCAAAUACAAUUUACCACGAUUAGUUAAAUGGCAAGUGAUAAACGAACGGUAUACGUUGGUGGCCUCUCGGAUGAGGUCACCGAGAAACUGAUAAACGACGCUUUCAUUCCGUUCGGUGAUUUAGUAGACAUCCAGAUGCCGGUGGACUACGAAUCGCAAAAGCAUCGUGGUUUUGCGUUCAUUGAGUUUGAAAGUGCUGAGGAUGCCGCCGCAGCGGUGGAUAACAUGAACGACUCCGAGCUGUGCGGGCGGACGAUCCGGGUAAAUAUUGCCAAACCUCAACGGAUCAAAGAAGGCAGCAAUAAGCCGGUUUGGGCCGAGGAUGCCUGGCUGCAGCAGCACGCUGGAGCAACACUCAACAAUCAGACCGAGGGCGACGAUAGUACCUCGGCUAACGAUGUCCAACCAAAGGAACCGAAAGCACCGGAGGAGAAAAAACGAAAUCCACAGGUGUACUUUGAUGUUCGAAUAGGCAGCAACGACGUUGGUCGUGUGAUUAUGUCCCUCCGAGCGGAUAUUGUUCCGAAAACCGCAGAAAACUUUCGAGCUCUGUGCACUGGCGAGCAAGGAUUUGGAUACAAAGGUUCCACUUUUCAUCGUAUAAUUCCGGAGUUUAUGUGCCAAGGAGGAGACUUUACUGCAAACAAUGGAACUGGCGGCAAAUCGAUUUACGGGAAAAAGUUUGCUGAUGAAAAUUUUAUACUAAAACAUACGGGUUUCGGAGUUCUUUCGAUGGCGAAUUCCGGUCCAAACACUAAUGGUUCGCAGUUUUUCAUCUGCACUGAAAAAACCGAUUGGCUAGACGGAAAACAUGUCGUUUUCGGGAAUGUUAUUAGUGGUGCAGAUGUGGUUCGGAAAAUGGAACGCUGUGGGUCCAAAGCAGGAAAGGUAAAUCAGAAAGUUAUGAUCGUUGCCUGUGGGGAGUUGAAGGGUUGAAAAAAUAAAUAAAUUCAGUUCGUAUUUUAGG
Messenger RNA from Sabethes cyaneus, 1088 nucleotides. RefSeq names its product peptidyl-prolyl cis-trans isomerase E (gene cyp33). Lineage: Eukaryota; Metazoa; Arthropoda; Insecta; Diptera; Culicidae. The record is from RefSeq and is a predicted model, not a curated record. Gene Ontology annotation, biological process: protein peptidyl-prolyl isomerization; protein folding. The transcript is spliced from 3 exons. Gene Ontology annotation, cellular component: intracellular membrane-bounded organelle. Gene Ontology annotation, molecular function: peptidyl-prolyl cis-trans isomerase activity; RNA binding. Bases 149 to 1057 code for a protein of 302 amino acids.